Molecule: messenger RNA, 935 nt
Organism: Cloeon dipterum
Lineage: Eukaryota; Metazoa; Arthropoda; Insecta; Ephemeroptera; Baetidae
Exons: 2
Coding region: 115-906 (263 amino acids)
Source: RefSeq, a predicted model, not a curated record
GUUUAAUUCUGAUUGUCACUUUGUUGUAGUUUUUAGAUCAGAGCAGAGCUUGAAAAUUCGCAGUAUAGGUAGCAAUCUUUCGUAAAAUCGGUAAAAUCAAAGAAAAUCUGGGAAAUGUGGAACACUGAGAGUUUAAUGGGCAAGAUUUACGCACGUGAAGCGUCGAUGCGCGUCAAGGAGAAGGUUGAGGCCAACCGACGCGAGCAGGAGCAAAGGGAGCGCGAGCAGCAGUCGCUUGAGUUAGAAAAGCACGCACCGAAGCCACGAAAACACAAGCCAGUCGACGCGAACCGAGAGGCUGCAGUAUAUGGGGCCGAACAACAUAAAAUUAACCUGGAACGCGUUGCCAAAAGACAGAAGGAGCUGCUCGAGGUGCAGCGCAAGUUUUCGGAGGAGCUCAGCAAGGAGGACGCUGAAGUAGAAGAGCGCAGGCUGAUUGAGAAGGAAAAAAAUAAGCAGGAUCUUCGACGAAAGGCCAAGGAACACAAAAGCUGGUGUGAGGCCAAAGCGGACCAUCAACUAGCUGCCCAGAGGGCCAGAAAGGUCCAGCGGGAUCGGCCUGAACUGAUUGGGCGCUCAUCCAGUGUCAACACGAAGGAAAAAAGGGAGCUGAAAAAAUGCGUCAACGCGGACCAAAUGCCAGACACGAAGAAAGCACUACAGAGGAUCAAGAAAUAUCGCCAGGAGGAGAAGGAGAAGAUGCAGCAAGACGAGCAAAGUAAGCUGGAGUUACGCAGGUCUCGCUCACAGCACCGAAAGGAGUUGGUGAAAAACCACAUGAGCAGGGAAAGGGCUAAGUCGCGGCCGUCAAACUAUGGGAGUUGCGAUCGGUUUGACAUGCUCUGUAUGGAGGAGCGCAUUAAGGAGAUGAAGAAAAUGAUCGACAGUGUCAUGCACUCAUCGUGAGGAAAAAUUGAAUAAAUUAAAGCAAGUAU